AUGGAUCCCUCAAACUACAACAGCUGGACUAAACUCGGUCUGGUUGAAAGGGUACGACAGCUAGAGGCCGAACUGCAAAGGAGACCAGCGGCACCAGAACCAAAGCCUACAGCUUCGCCGCAUGGCGAUGCAGAGGCGGCGGAGGCCCCUGGGUCGACAAAGCCCAAGGUCAAGCGCAAGAUGGACCCCUCAAAGUACUCGACUCGCUUCAUCGCCCUGAAGUUGGCCUAUCUCGGUAAGAACUAUGGAGGGUUCGAAUUUCAGGCCGUGGGAAACCAGCCGACUAUCGAGGAGGAGCUUUGGAACGCCUUGACAAAGGCGUGCCUCAUCUUCCCAGAGGACGAAAAGAUUGUUGACUUUAACAUUUGCGAAUACUCCAAGUGCGGGCGCACCGAUAGAGGAGUGAGCGCAUUCGGGCAGGUCAUUGGCAUUCGCGUAAGGAGCAACAAGCCGCUGCCCAAAGAGGCCAAGCAGACAGUAGACGGAGUCGCAACGGAAGACCAGACAGAAGGCCAAGAACAGGAAGCAAAGGAGAGGCCGUUUGACCCCAUCGCAGACGAGAUACCCUAUCCCAUGGUUCUCAACAGACUACUACCUCCUGAAAUAAGGAUCUUGGCGUGGUGCCCCUCGCCGCCACCCGAUUUCUCUGCCCGCUUCUCCUGCCGCGAGCGUCAGUACCGCUACUUCUUCACGCAGCCCGCCUUUGCCCCCGAGCCUUCUGACGACGGUGGCGGCGGCGCCAAGUCUGGCUGGCUGGACAUUGCUGCAAUGCGCGACGCGGCGAAGCGCUUCGAGGGCGAGCAAGACUUUCGCAACGUGUGCAAGGUCGACCCCGCCAAGCUCAUCACCAACUGGUCGCGCACCAUUUUCGAGUCGGACAUUGUCGAGGUUCAGGACGCGGCCACUGCGCUGCCCUACGUCACCGGCGCUGGUUUCUCGCCUGCUCACCUUGAGAAAGGCGGCAAGUUUCCUCGGGUCUACUACUUUCACGUGCGCGGGUCGGCGUUUUUGUGGCACCAGAUCCGGCACAUGGUUGCGGUGCUGUUCCUCGUCGGGCAGGGCCUCGAGAAGCCGUCCAUCGUCACGGAGCUUCUUGAUGUGGACAAGUACCCGCGGAAACCGGGAUACGCCAUGGCCGACGAGGUGCCGCUCGUGCUGUGGGACUGCGUGUUUCCGGAUCUCGCAAGAGCGGACGAGGCGCCGCUGUCGGCGAGCAACAGGCAUGUUGACACGAUGCAGUGGAUCUACGCGGGGGCGGAGACUUCGUCCAAGAUGCGCACCGGCCAGUUUGGACCGUUUGGCGCGCUCGAUGGCAUGUGGAAGGUGUGGCGUGGGCAUAAAAUGGACGAGCUGCUGUCGAGCCGGCUGCUCCAGCUCAUGGCGGAGCAAGCCUCGAGCGACGGUGAUGGGGCAGAUGCUACAAAGAAGCUGUCCGAGAAGCCGCAGUCGAAUAAAAAAUCGGCGCAGAGUGUCCGGCUGUACGAGGGCGGCAACACGGGACGCCCAGCGGGCAAGUACGUGCCGAUGAAGAACAAGGAUAAGCUCGAGUCGCCGGAUGAGUUGAACGACAAGUAUGCGCGGCGCAAGGGAUUUGUGGAUGCGGCGGAUAUGCGCGCCAGACGCAACGAGGCCAAAGAUGCUGUCAUGCAAGAGGGCGACUUGUUUGAGCUGUGUAACUCUAUGAACAACCGGCGUCUUGUCAUCCCUCUGUUCCCACAGGCACUCCCUCGCCCCGCGCCAAACCGCCUCGACGAUGCGCCUCCUCGGCAGCAGCCCCGGAAACACCACCACCAAGUCCUCCUCGCCCUCGACCACCACAAUCAGGUAAUACCGGACCUCGAACCCGCGAAACGCCUCAUUCACCAGAAUAUCGCGAAUCUUUUCCGUCGGAAUGAACCUCGUCGCCGCGCCCGCAAAGUAGCUCGCCGCGCUCUCGCGCGUCUGCACACCAAGCCCGCGCAUCACCAGCAAGCUCUCCUCGGCGUGCACGCGCCGCGACAGCGUGCGCAGCACCAGCGCGGCGCCCGGGAGCAGCACCGGCAGCGGCACGGCGGCGGCGAGUCGGCGCAGGGACUGGCCCGCCGGGGAGCGGUGCAGCGCGUCGAGCGCCCAGACGAGCGUGGCCGGGGUGAAGAGGUCCUCCUGCGGGAGGGCGAGCGGCAGGGCGGGGAGCGGCGCGGCGUAGGGGGAACAGGACCAGCGCGCUUCGAGAAGGAGCACGGUGAGGAGCGAGAGGGCGAGGCGCAGGAGGACGAGCACAAGGCCCAGGAGACGAAGGGCGAGCGUGGGCGGGGGCUGCGUGGUGACGGUGAAUUCGGUGGUGGUGGGUGA
Molecule: messenger RNA, 2331 nt
Organism: Beauveria bassiana ARSEF 2860
Lineage: Eukaryota; Fungi; Ascomycota; Sordariomycetes; Hypocreales; Cordycipitaceae
Product: pseudouridine synthase 3
Exons: 3
Coding region: 1-2331 (776 amino acids)
Biological process (GO): tRNA pseudouridine synthesis; mRNA pseudouridine synthesis
Cellular component (GO): nucleus; cytoplasm
Molecular function (GO): RNA binding; pseudouridine synthase activity
Source: RefSeq, a predicted model, not a curated record